Messenger RNA from Drosophila hydei, 1010 nucleotides. RefSeq names its product 40S ribosomal protein S5b-like. The record is from RefSeq and is a predicted model, not a curated record. Gene Ontology annotation, molecular function: mRNA binding; rRNA binding; structural constituent of ribosome. Lineage: Eukaryota; Metazoa; Arthropoda; Insecta; Diptera; Drosophilidae. Gene Ontology annotation, cellular component: ribosome; cytosolic small ribosomal subunit. Gene Ontology annotation, biological process: translation; ribosomal small subunit assembly. The transcript is spliced from 3 exons. The annotation marks the transcript as partial.
UCAAAUCUGGCCGAUAGUUUGAUAUAAAACGCAGUAUCUGCAUCGAAUCCUAUCGAAAUCAUUUUCUAGCGUUGAUUCAUUCACUUUCGCUGAUCAAGGAUACUAACAUUGUUAAGGUUGUAUCACGUUUCGUCAUUUUAACCAUUGCCGCUUUGCUCCGAUUGUAAAUACUCGACUGUUCACAUCAACUGCAAGAAUACCUAUAGUUCAAUUGAGCUAACUAUUAGCUCGACUGUCAGAUUUCAGGAAUGCCUAUAAUUCAGUUUGUCUGAGCUUGGCCACACGUCAAGUGAUUAAGCACUUUCACGCUGGCAGCUUGAUCAAACUAUUUUGUGUCCUGCUUUCAAUAAGAGCUGUCGAAUUUUUCUGAAUUCCUACGGGAAGCGAUAACUGCAACAAAUAUGUCAGAUUACGGAGAGUGCACAUUCGAGCCAGGCUAUGAUAAUUCUGAGUCACAGCAGCUGCACGACCCAACUCAGGCUCAGCAGCCAGCAGAAGAUGCCAUCUGGGAGGAGAACGAUCCGAAUACGUUCGAGCAAGCAGCCACCAAUGAGUGGCCCGAAAUCAAGAUAUUUGGUCGCUGGAGCUGCGAUGAAAUUACCAUCAGUGACAUUUCACUGCAGGACUAUAUCGCUGUCAAGGAGAAGUUCGCUCGCUACUUGCCGCACUCGGCCGGACGCUAUGCAGCCAAACGUUUCCGCAAGGCCCAAUGCCCCAUUGUGGAACGUCUGACUUGCGGCUUAAUGAUGAAGGGACGCAGCAAUGGCAAAAAGCUGCUCGCCUGUCGCAUCGUCAAGCAUGCAUUCGAGAUUAUUUAUUUGCUGACCUCGGAGAAUCCUUUGCAGGUCACAGUAAAUGCCAUUGUCAACGCUGGGCCACGCGAGGACUCCACACGCAUCGGACGCGCAGGAACUGUGCGUCGACAGGCUGUAGACGUGUCGCCGUUGCGUCGCGUUAAUCAGGCCAUUUGGUUGAUCUGCACAGGAGCACGUGAGGCUGCUUUUCGCAAC